This is a messenger RNA of Fonsecaea erecta, 1266 nucleotides long. RefSeq lists its product as hypothetical. Bases 1 to 1266 code for a protein of 421 amino acids. The transcript has 4 exons. NCBI's taxonomy places the organism in Eukaryota, Fungi, Ascomycota, Eurotiomycetes, Chaetothyriales, Herpotrichiellaceae. Gene Ontology annotation, molecular function: hydrolase activity, acting on carbon-nitrogen (but not peptide) bonds. The record is from RefSeq and is a predicted model, not a curated record. Gene Ontology annotation, biological process: carbohydrate metabolic process.
AUGGGCAGCAUUGUAGCGCCGGAGAGUGUUGUUCUCCCGGUGGUUUAUGCGGUAUAUCCCAGGAGUUCUGUGGUGUCGGAUGUCAACCAGCUUUCGGAACCUGCGUUCAAGAGAGAUGUGGCGCGUCGAACGGCAACCGAAGUUGCCCCUUUCCUCAGUGUUGCUCUCACGCUGAUUACUGUGUCAGGAACUGGCCACGAUUUCUGUUCUGUCCCUAACAACUGCCAAGAGGAAUUUGGUAUUUGCGAUUCUGAUACAACUCCGGCAGGGUACAAUGUGUCAGUGGAUCCAAGAGUGGAGAGAAGCCAAAUCGCAUACGGACAAUACAUCAGCAAUUGCUACGUUCCUGGAACUAUUGCUCUCACAUACGACGAUGGCCCAUCACAGAACACCGAGGAGCUGCUGAAUAUACUCAACGAAGCUGGUGCAAAGGCAACCUUCUUCGUUACCGGGAACAGCAACGGCAAAGGUCCCAUAGACACGACGUAUGAGUGGACUGAUGUGAUCAAGCGUAUGAUCAAGGACGGGCACCAAGUUGGUUCUCAUACUUGGUCUCAUGAGGACAUGGACAAGAUGGGAUCAGAAGCUCGCCGACUCGACAUGGCUAAAAACGAGAGGGCUCUCGCCAACAUCCUAGGCAAAUAUCCCGCGUACAUGCGGCCACCUUACCUCCUAUGCAGCAACGACACCGGUUGUCUGAGCGACAUGAGAGAUCUUGGAUACCAUGUCAUUUCAUAUGCAUUUGACAGUGGGGACUGGAUGACUCCCACCAAUCUCACUGCAAUGACCGCGAGAGUUGACCAGGCCUUGCAGAGCACGGCUGAUCAACAGGGCAGGAUGUUGCUGAUCCAGCACGACACCAUCCGCACAUCAGCCAUCGAGCUCACAAAACAUGUUCUGAAUGUGAUCUCCGAGCGAGGAUGGAAAGCUGUCACGGUCGGAGAGUGUCUGAAUGACGAGCCCGAACGCUGGUAUCGGAAUCCGGCUUGGAUCAGCGUUGGCUCAAGGUCGAAGGGUGGAUGUGUUGUUUCGGGCAGGAACUCUUGUGGAAAGGUACGGCGAUUUACCAACAAGGUCGAAUGCUUCAACAGCAACGCCCAAUGUGAACAAGAUGCCUUGAAAUGCAUGAACUCUGCUCGGACGGACAAGACAACCUGCGAAAGUUUGGGGACGAUCUGCAGCAUGCAAUUCCUCUUCUGUUCAACCUGCGGAGGAGCAGGACUCCCUUGCGAAACUGAGAGCUUCUAUGUCAACAGGCAAGCAUGA